UGUUUGUUACGCCGGACUGGGCAGGUCAGGACAGGACCCAGUCCCAGUCCGGUGUUUGGCAAGUGAAAAUGGGAGGGGGACAGGUUUGUCCCGUAGAUCAAUUUAUCCCAAAUGAGGGGGAUAAAUCUGACCCAUUUGGAGACUGGGUCACUUUUGUCCCACCGAGCUCUCUUCGAAGCAUCUCUGGCCGCCCCCUUCGAAGCAUCGUCGAUCUCGCAUCACCAUCCCCUUCGAAGCAUCUGGCCGGAGGAAGAAGCUUGAUUUUGGAGGCAAACUACCCUUCGAAGCAUUUCUGGCCGGUGAGUUUAUCUUCUGCUGCAUCCUUCCUCUGUUUCAUCGAUCUGCCAUCAUCACCUGGUUAUUUAAAGCUUGCAUGUGCACUGUACUUUUCAGAAUUAAAUUAUACUCCCAUUUUGAUUAAAAGGAAGCAGCAGUAUAGCUCAAAGGAUUACGCAGAGGUUGGCGUGUUGACAAUUUUAAGCAGCAGUAUAGCAGAAACAUCACGCAGAGGUUGGCGUGUUGACAAUUUUAAGCAGCAGUAUAGCAGAAACAUCACUCAGAGGUUGGCGUGUUGACAAUUUUAGAUGAGAUUUAUUUGUUUUUUCUUUUUUUGUUUUUUCAGCUCAUCAAAAUCAACUGUCCUGGUUUGACAUGAACAAAGUAUCAAUCAUGUUUGCAUUUUUUUUUUUUUAAUGCUCCAAGUUUGAAAAGCAUAUAUGCGUUUAGGUUCAAUGGCUGGUGUUUUUCUUAGAUGUUUAGACAAUUAUUAGAUUGUGUAGAAUUUCUGGCAAUAAAAGCUAGGCAGUUGGAUCUAGGAAUUUAUAUUCAAGUUUUCUCUCUAAUUGGGUCUUGUUUUACUUAAAGUUGUUUGGUUAAGUUUGAUACAAAAAAUUGUUUGGAGAGAAUUCUGAGAAAUAAUUGUUAUAGAUAGAUGAUGUGCCUAAAGUGGGAACUGUAAACAUCAUAUGUAUGUAUGUGUGUGCCUUACAAAAAUGAUGGCCCAUAUCAAAUUGAAGAAAUGUCUGCAUUUGAUGGUAGAGGCUAUGGGUUGCUUUCAGAGUUCUUGGUCCAGCCCAAUUAUUUUAUGUAUAUAAAUUCAAAUUCAUAAUUAGGUGAAAAUGAAGCCAACAUAUUUAUCUAUAAAAAAAAAUGACCGGUAAUAUGUGGACAACUUCUUCUAUUUCUGCUUUACAUAGUGACCUGAAGUAUUUGAUUAAAAUAGUUUGAUUUUGCCGGAAUGUAAUUGUUUUUUUUUUUUGGCUUUAAGAAAUUGGUGUUUCCAAUGCUAUCAUGUUCUCUAAAUCAGUUUCUGAAUUUUGAUUGCACAGGGAAUUUUUGGCCCUUAUUUUAAAAAUAAUAAUAUACUAAAAGUAGUAACUUUGUUUGCUUGUAAUAUUGGAAAAAGGCUCCACUUGGAAUAUUGAAAUAAGUUUUGUGGUUGGCUAUAAAUUAAAUGGAAAGGCAUGGAUUUUGAUCAUCAUUUUCCCAAAUCCGAGAAAGAAUUAAUUGGCAUAUUUGUUUCGUAGGAAUUAGUUGGCAUAUGCUUAGACAAGUUUGCCGCAUUAGCAUUUUACAUUUGAAAACAAAGGAAGAAAAAUACCAUGGGUGAUGGGUGACUAGUAUUUUGGACAAAAUGUAGUGCCAAAUUAACGUGAACAAAAUUUGAUUCCAAUUUAUUUUAUUUUAUUUUAUUUUUUUAUAAAUAUAUGCAAUAUGUAAUAGGUUUUUUAUAUAUUCCACCUAAUAGUAUAAUAAAAAUCUAUAAAACCUUAAAUCUUAAACCCAAUAAAGUCUACUAUAUUUUGUAAAUCCUGGUGGCAUUUAACUCCCUUCUUUAUACGAUUUUCUCAAUGGAGAUUCAAGCCAUGGAGGGAUGCUAGAAAUCUAUUAGUCCAUAUUAAGAAAAUAGAAGUUGUUAUCAAAUUGUACCCAAUUAAAAUCACUCUUAAGAAGUAGGAAAUAUGAGAGUUAAAGCCAAAAAGAAGAGCAGAUAGUGUUUUUGCUUUCGCUUAGAUAAAAGUGCACUUGAACUAGAUCAAUUGAUAAUAUCAUGAAGUUGAGACUUUGCUAUCUUCAAACAUCAUAUAGUUUGUUUAAAAACUUAAAUCCAUCUUUUAUUUUGACCUUCCAAAUAUAUAUAAUGUUUAUUGUGAAUGCUAAUAUAUAAAUAUAUUAUUUAUGGAAGAUUUUUGUUUGCUGUAUAUAUUCAAUUGUAUUGGCAAUAGCAGCUCAAUUUAUUGUAUGCAUUAUAAUUUUUUUAUUUGUUUUUUUUUUC
This is a messenger RNA of Ziziphus jujuba (common jujube), 2275 nucleotides long. RefSeq lists its product as uncharacterized. The coding region runs from base 69 to 575 and encodes 168 amino acids. The record is from RefSeq and is a predicted model, not a curated record. NCBI's taxonomy places the organism in Eukaryota, Viridiplantae, Streptophyta, Magnoliopsida, Rosales, Rhamnaceae. The transcript has 3 exons.